This is a messenger RNA of Lottia gigantea (owl limpet), 792 nucleotides long. RefSeq lists its product as hypothetical. Lineage: Eukaryota; Metazoa; Mollusca; Gastropoda; Lottiidae. The transcript has 2 exons. The record is from RefSeq and is a predicted model, not a curated record. Bases 1 to 792 code for a protein of 263 amino acids.
AUGGAACUCGAAAGUAGACAACAAUAUAUGAUAGACAAACAAAACGAGUUAAAAGUAAAACUAGAACAAUAUAAUAAAUGUAAGAAAAGAUGGAUUAGAGUUUAUUCUGUUUUCAAAACACUGAGUGUAGUUCUAACAGUAGGAACAACAGUUGCAACGGCCUUAAUUGGUGGAUUAAUGGUUCCACUACAUAUCCCAACUUUAUUAGCAACAAUUACUGCUAUUCAAACUUCAUCUUGUGGGUUGAUUGCUAAAGGAAAAAUUGAAAUAGAUGGAGAGAUAUUUCAAGAUGGAAAACACAAACAAGAUAUGCAUCUUGUUGGUUUCAAUGGUAAAUCUUUUCACAAAAUCUUUUCUAGAAUGGAUUUAGAAUCUGAUGCUUUUGAUUGGUAUUUUACAAGAAGAAUCCUUUUACGUAAAGACAAUUUUAAUGAAAUUAAAAGAUCAAAAGUUGGAAGAGGAACUGAACUACUCAAAAAAAUAAAUGAAUAUAUAGGUAAAAAUUGUUACAUACCAACAUAUGGUAACUGUUUUAUCAAAUGUGUAAACUAUGUUUUAAACAAAGAUUUAACAAAUGAAUUUCAAAAUUUCAUCAAUGGUUUCUCAAAAUCAAAUAGAAAAGGAGUAAUGACAUUUGCUAGAAUUAAUGAAUUCAAUAAGAAAUGUGAUACUUCAUUUCAAAUUUAUACUCAUAAUAAUAGAAAUUUGCGCCCCACUAUUGAAAAAGAGGAAUUAGAUUGGGUUUUAUGCUUUUUAUUUGCUUGGGAUUGUGAAACAUAUUCAGAAAAGUGA